Messenger RNA from Aspergillus japonicus CBS 114.51, 912 nucleotides. RefSeq lists its product as uncharacterized. NCBI's taxonomy places the organism in Eukaryota, Fungi, Ascomycota, Eurotiomycetes, Eurotiales, Aspergillaceae. The record is from RefSeq and is a predicted model, not a curated record. Bases 124 to 654 code for a protein of 176 amino acids. The transcript has a single exon.
UAUCCACUUCCACUUCCACUUCCACUUCCACUUCCACUGCCCGAUGCCAUCAGCCGGGUCAACACUCGGGUGUUCCCACCAAAACUGAGAUGGUUUCUUAUCACGAAGCAAUGGACAUUGCUUAUGGUUGGACCACUAAACCUGCUUGGUCCAAUCCCCGGCAGGCUUGAUCGAGAACGGGGCUGCUUGUCGUCCUGCAUAUCCUGCAGCCUUACGGCCGGUCACUCCCCCUCCCCUCUUUCGCUCUUUCGCUCUUUCGCUCUUUCGGAGAACACCCGACCCAUUGAAAGAGAUGUUAUGUUUUGGCUCUGGAGGAACAAGCCAUUCCAGCUGAACCGGGUGGAUAUUGAAUACCAACGCUGGUCCGUGAGGUUCAGCCUGACCGGGAAUUCUCUCCCCUCCCCACUGAUCGACUGCUUGCAACUCUGCCCUAUGAGGCUGGCCUACCUGGGGGGACCACCAAUCUGCCCUCUUGGUUUUCGGCUGCAUUCUAUCAUUCCGUCUCUUCUUUUCUCUUUCCCUUUCCAUUUCCCUUCCCCUUCCCUUCCCUUUCCUUCCCACCUUUUCUCUUCUUGCUUUCUUGCCCACCCUUCCGCCCCUCCUGCUCGGUCAUGCUACCAUCCCUCAGUGCUCUUUCCCCUGUGGCUUCACUAAUUUUUGCUUAACCUCGACGGUUCUGCUUCUUGCUUGUCACCGUCUGUUCUUCAUCUUCAAUAAUCCCCGUGAUGGAAGAGGUCCGCUCGAAGAGCUCUCAAGCAAUCAUCCAUUAACAGCCGAGGUCUCGGUUUAUGGACUCUUCACAUCGGAGUCGACUGUUCUCCUCUGUUCGUUAUCGAAAACAACUUAGAACGACAACUGUGCUUGUCCGGCGGUGUCAACUUGUCUUGAUCUUUGCAUCCGGCUAAUGAUUGA